Molecule: messenger RNA, 531 nt
Organism: Durusdinium trenchii
Lineage: Eukaryota; Dinophyceae; Suessiales; Symbiodiniaceae
Source: the annotation of a GenBank genome assembly
AUGUUGCAGCGGCUUUGUCCCUGUUUGCUUGGCUGUGUGGAUGGCUUGGUGUCAUUGAUGCAACCACGGCGGAAACGUUUGGAAUGGAAAAGAUCUCUCAUGCUGUCCUUAGAGAGGACUUGUCCUUCCAUUUUUGAGUGGAAGUCCUUCUGGUGGUUUGAUGAGUCCACCUGUCAAGACGACUUCGAUGCCGAACCGUAUCGAAAUGGCAACACCAAGAGCUACAGGAAGGUGUUCGACCUGGAUCAUAUUUCACAGGCGAGCAAUUUUCGGGUGAAGGAGAUUCUGGUGAUCUCUGGGCGUGCUGAGAAGAUAAAGCGAUAUCCACAGCAAUGCAUCCAAUGUGAAGAUUGCACUGAGAAUAAGCUCCAAGACGCCCAGGAGGAAGGCCUCAAGCCUUUGUUAAACCUCGAGGAUCUCCUGUAUCGCCACAGACAUCCCAGAGAUGCUUCUGGAGGAGUUCAUCCAAACUGGUUGAGUGCAGCUACAUCUGCGAAUUACGGCCCUCGAAUGGCAUGUCUCAAUCGAUGA